Molecule: messenger RNA, 795 nt
Organism: Fonsecaea nubica
Lineage: Eukaryota; Fungi; Ascomycota; Eurotiomycetes; Chaetothyriales; Herpotrichiellaceae
Exons: 1
Coding region: 1-795 (264 amino acids)
Molecular function (GO): oxidoreductase activity
Source: RefSeq, a predicted model, not a curated record
AUGGCGGCGUCAUUUGCGUCCAGUGCGUUUGUGAUCACAGGGGGAGGGAGUGGAAUAGGACUGGCCACGGCUUUACAACUGCUUCAGAAGGGGGCGACGGUUCAUGUCAUCGAUCUUGCUCCUUGCCCUCCUCCACAGCUGGCGGAGUCUAACAACGGCAACAAAUUGUAUUUCUACGGCUCUGUGGAUGUGUCCUCCAGAACAGCGGUCCACGAGGCGUUUGUCAAAAUUUUCAGUCGCAGCCCCGAUCUAUAUGGUCUGGUGAACUCCGCUGGGAUCUGUCCAUCGAGUGGGAUCCGCAUUGAAAGCGACGAGACGUACAAGAGGAUUAUUGGAGUCAACCAGGAUGGAACGUGGAACUGUUCGACCGAACUCCUACGACGAAUCGAAAAAGAAGGCGUCGGGGCGGCAAAACCUGGACGAGCAAGUAUCGUGAACAUUGGCUCAAGUGCCACGUUGAAGGGGUUUCCUACUCUAGGGGCCUAUUGCGCCAGCAAACACGCCGUUCUUGGACUGACCAGGACCUGGGCCGAAGACUUCGCUCCCCUUGGUGUACGGGUCAAUCUGGUCGCUCCGGGGGGCACUGAUACGCCACUCACUCGAUCUGUGUUGGCGCGUGCUCGAGAAACGGCUCCCGAUGGAGGCAAGUUGCUAGAAGCGCAUGCCCUUGCAAUGGUCCCUAUGAAAAGAGAAGGUACCCCUGAGGAGAUUGCGGAUGCGGUAAUCUUCUUGCUGGGAGAGACAGCUUCAUUUGUCACUGGACAGGUUCUGGCAGUUAACGGUGGAUAUCCCUGA